CUUUGCAGUGUUGAUAUCGGUGCCUUUGAAAUACAAGAAAAUUUUUUAUUAUUUAAAGCGAAAAGUUAAAAAUUUUGUGUAAUUCUAUUUUGUGAAAAUGGCAAACUUAAUAAGCUUACUUAUCCUUUCAAUUGCUUUGUUCGCAACCUCGGCUCUUGCUCGGCCAGGAUAUGCUGUGGAUUAUUAUGAUCACCCCAAAUAUGCUUUUAAUUAUGGCGUUGCGGAUCACACAACUGGUGAUGUGAAAGCACAACAUGAGACUCGAGAUGGUGAUGUUGUUAAAGGUCAAUAUUCUCUUGUUGAGCCAGAUGGUUCAAUACGUACAGUCGACUACACAGCCGAUCCAAUUAAUGGUUUCAACGCAGUUGUCACCAAGUCAGGACCCACAGUACACGCACAAGCCGUAGUAGCUAAGCCCGUCAUAGCACACAAACCCAUUCUGGCACAUUAUGAACCAGUAGUUAAACAUGUAGCACCAGCGCCAGUUGUGGUGCAAGCAGCGGCGCCUUAUGGUAAGCAAAAUGCAUGA
This is a messenger RNA of Teleopsis dalmanni, 529 nucleotides long. Its product is annotated as larval cuticle protein A2B-like. The coding region runs from base 98 to 529 and encodes 143 amino acids. The record is from RefSeq and is a predicted model, not a curated record. Lineage: Eukaryota; Metazoa; Arthropoda; Insecta; Diptera; Diopsidae. The transcript has 4 exons. Gene Ontology annotation, cellular component: extracellular matrix.